UUGACGGCAGAAGGGAAAAAAUAGUAUUGGAUCGGUUCUUUUGCGACGGUGAGCACUUGAUGGCAGUGUAGAAGACUCCUCAUUGGCUCCUCAAUCAUCCAUCAGAUCAAUCUUUAUUGACUGCUUCUGCAGACCACUCGCUGUACUGGACCUCCAGAAUACAAAAGUGUCUUCACAGAGCUCAAGGUUCAUUGGGACAGAAUUUUUCAUUUCUUCCCCCACUGGAAUGUGAUCUCUGAUCAAGACCAGGGCUUUGUUUUUCUUGGUCGCAUUAAGUACUUAGAAUAUUGCUUGUACCAAACAAAUUAUUGCUAAAUAAGUAUAUAUUGAAUAAACAAAAGAAUGUGUAUGAGAAGCAGGAAAAUGAGGGGUGGUGUCCCUUAACAAAUCCAGCCAGGUAGGCAUGGAGGGAAAAGCAUUCUGGGAAAGGAUGCAAGAAUACUUAAAGCAAAGGAAGCAACAGCUUUAUCUGUUCUUAGAGGUUCUCAGUCCCCUGCCUACAAACUUGUUAGAAUUGUUCUUUUCUUUCUGGUUGUGAACUUGGUGUGCCAGAUGCUCAGAGCCUCAGGGCCCCAAUCUGUAAGAAGACUCUUCCCAGCUACUACAGUUCAUGGAUUCUUGCCCUGUGUCAGUUCACACAUUCUGGGAGGAUGCUCAUCCCUGCUGUUGCUCCUGAUCUCUAGUGGGAUUCCCAUGUUGGAUCCCCCCCUCCCUCCACCCUAGUUUCCUAGUUUCUGUGGUUAUUUUAUCUCACCAGCUCUCACCACCCCUCCCUCCCUAGUGCGUGGAGCCUCUGCCUCCCAGAGCUGGGAAGGAAAUCAAGUUUGCAGGGUUCCUGUAGCGGAUUAGUUUUGAAUGUCACUUAAUCCUGGAGGUCCUUCCGCAAUUCAGCCCUGAUAGUCACCCGGCUGGUAUAAAUUUGCCUAAGAGGCCGGGCUCAUAGACACUGCAGGAUGGAGCUGGGCGCACGAGCCAAGCUGCUGUUGCUGCUGUGGACGACGUGCUACAGACUUGCACCGGCUGGUGGGCUGAGCGGAUAUACGUCGGUCAUCGAAGUAACUAACGGGGGUCCCUGGGGCGAUUGGGCAUGGCCUGAGAUGUGUCCUGACGGAUUCUUCGCCAGCGGGUUCUCGAUCAAGGUGGAGCCCCCUCAAGGGAUUCCUGGCGACGACACAGCUUUGAACGGGAUCAGACUACACUGCACUCGCGGGGACGCCGAGCACAAUACGCAUGUUGUGGAGUCCAAAUCUGGAAGGUGGGGCGCAUGGAGUGAGCCCCUGUGGUGUCUGGGCGGCAGCUACCUAGUGGCUUUCUCGCUUCGCGUAGAGGUGCCUAAGACCCCUGGAGACAACACUGCGGCAAACAACGUGCGCUUCCGCUGUUCAGACGGAACGGAGCUGGAGGGGCCUGGGCUGAGCUGGGGAGAUUUUGGAGACUGGAGCGAUCCAUGCCUUAAAGGUGCAUGCGGUUUGCAGACCAAAAUCGAGAGGCCUAGAGGCCUCCGCGAUGACACUGCCCUUAAUGACGCACGAGUAUUCUGUUGCCUCAGUUGACGCUGUCGCCGGCCUCUCUCCGCCCCGACGCCAGUCCCGCCUUCCGCUAUUAAAACUUCUUGGUCUUGGCUUUGG
This is a messenger RNA of Castor canadensis (American beaver), 1628 nucleotides long. NCBI's taxonomy places the organism in Eukaryota, Metazoa, Chordata, Mammalia, Rodentia, Castoridae. The record is from RefSeq and is a predicted model, not a curated record.